Molecule: messenger RNA, 1251 nt
Organism: Chaetura pelagica (chimney swift)
Lineage: Eukaryota; Metazoa; Chordata; Aves; Apodiformes; Apodidae
Product: malignant fibrous histiocytoma-amplified sequence 1 homolog
Exons: 4
Coding region: 1-1251 (416 amino acids)
Molecular function (GO): protein binding
Source: RefSeq, a predicted model, not a curated record
AUGACCCAUCCCAGAGCCUCAGUCCUGAGCAACCCUGAGCUGGAGAGUGACAGGAACAAGUUCAGGAGCAUCACUGGCAUUUCUAAGCUUCAUAACCUGAAGAAGCUGAUACUAUCCAAGAACAAGAUCGUAGACUUUCCCAAUGAAAUCCAGAGCCUUGUCUGUUUAGAGAAGCUUUAUCUGAAUCAGAACCAAAUUGGGGUAAUCCCAGAGGGGCUCUUCUCCCAUCUCCCCAGGCUUAAACACUUGCAGCUGAACAACAACUGUCUUGGUGCCCUGCCCAGGGACCUGGCGGCUUGUCAAGGCAGCCUCCAGUACCUCAACAUCUCCAGCAACCUGUUCCGGAUCUUCCCGCAGCCUGUCGUGCAGCUGACACAUUUACAGGAGCUACAUGUGCAGAAUAAUGCCCUUCGGCAGCUCCGCAAGGAGCUCUUCCAGGGGCAAUCCCUGAAAAUGUUCAAGGCCAAUGGGAGCCCUCUCCAGGAGCCGCCUGGUGACAUGUGCGGUGGCAGCAUCCAGCAGAUGCAGAGUUACUUCAACCAGCUUCAACGUGGUUUGGGGCAGGAGGACAAGAGGGUCAAAACUAUGUUCCUGGGUGCCUCACUGGCAGGGAAAUCCACCAUCUGUAAAAAUCUGAAGCAAGGGCAAACCAAACUGAUGCCCAAGGAAGAGUGGACAGUUGGGAUAGAGAUCAGCAAGUUCCAGAUUGACAACUUCACAUUUCUUUUCUGGGUCUUUGCUGGCCAGCUGGAGUACUACAUGACUCACCAUGUAUUCAUCACCCCACAGGCACUUGUCAUCCUUGUUAUCAACCUCCACGUGUACCAAAAUAAUGAAAAGACUUUCAAGGAGCUUGUCAGUUUCUGGAUCAACAAUCUGUCCAUGCGAGCCCCAAACUCAGUUGUGCUUCCCAUGGGAACCCAUGUGGACUGCUGCCAGGAGGAAGAGGUGGAGGAGAAGAAGCGUGGCAUCAUGGCCAAGAUUGCAACCAUGCUGAUGAGAAAAAGCAACCUCACUCACUUCAUCAACAACCUGGAGAGCAGUGAGGAGAAGCUGGAGGACAUGGAAAGCUCCACAUUAACGAUCUUGAACUUAGUGGCUGUCAACCACACAGAUCACCGUGAUAACAAAAAGCUCGAGACCAGUAUUCUGGAGCAUGUGAAGAAUCAGGAGCUCUUCCCCAAGGUUGUCCGAGUGCUGCCCCCUGUCUACAGGCAGGUGGAAGCUGCCAUCAUAGAUACCGCAGAGUGA